Tripterygium wilfordii is the source of this 1940-nucleotide messenger RNA. Its product is annotated as probable magnesium transporter NIPA3. Gene Ontology annotation, molecular function: magnesium ion transmembrane transporter activity. Gene Ontology annotation, biological process: magnesium ion transport. The coding region runs from base 568 to 1608 and encodes 346 amino acids. Lineage: Eukaryota; Viridiplantae; Streptophyta; Magnoliopsida; Celastrales; Celastraceae. The transcript has 9 exons. The record is from RefSeq and is a predicted model, not a curated record. Gene Ontology annotation, cellular component: membrane.
GAGUGCACCCAUCACAUACAUUUCGUUUCGAGUUGGAGAAGUCAUUUCUCUCUCACUCACAGCGCUCUCUCUCUCUCUUCCGAUCCAAGAAAAAGCAGCGUCAGUCACAGCUGUCCUUGCCCAACUCCUCUGUCUCUUUCCCUCUCUCACGCAUUUCAUCAACCGCCGACACGAUCUUCAAUUUCUCUUCGGAAAUCUGCUUCCCCUCGCUUAGAUUAGAUCCAUUCGCUUUUGCAACUCACCUCCCCUGAGUCCAAUCGGAGUCAAAUUCUCCUCACACGAUAGAGCUCAUCUGUAAAUACUCCGCCCUAUCCUUGCAAUCUCUCUCCUAGCUCGCUUCGAGUUCAUCACCGAGUCGGGGAUUCAACAUUUCUACAGAUUUUACUUGACUUUGAGAAUCGACCUUAGUACAGACUGAGAACACUAGGUGUUUUUGCAUUUUCGGUCGGAUUGUCAUUGCGGCUCGGUCCGAGUUGGCACAGAUUCAUUCCGUUGCGAUUUAUGGUGAUGUUUAAUAGAUUUAUCUGUCGAAGUUAGGGUUUUCCAUUUACUAGUGGUUUGCUUGCCAUGGCGUCUCAGCCUCAGAGCUGGCGCGAGGGCAUGUCCUCUGAUAAUAUCAAGGGAUUAGUUUUGGCGCUUUCGUCGAGUUUCUUUAUUGGUUCGAGCUUUAUAGUCAAGAAGAAAGGCCUCAAGAAAGCCGGUGCUAGUGGCAUCAGGGCAGGAGUUGGAGGCUAUUCUUACUUGUAUGAACCUUUAUGGUGGGUGGGCAUGAUAACUAUGAUUGUUGGAGAGAUUGCUAAUUUCGCAGCUUAUGCAUUUGCACCAGCAAUACUGGUUACUCCUCUGGGUGCUCUCAGCAUAAUAAUCAGUGCCGUUCUUGCGCAUAUAAUUUUACGAGAGAGGCUACACAUUUUUGGAAUUCUUGGUUGUGUCCUAUGUGUUGUCGGUUCAACAUCAAUUGUUUUGCAUGCUCCUCAAGAACGUGAGAUUGAGUCUGUCACUGAAGUUUGGGAUCUUGCCACAGAGCCAGGCUUUUUACUCUAUGCUGCUGUGGUCAUAACAACUGUUUUUAUACUAAUAUUCCACAUUAUCCCGGAAUAUGGGCAGACACACAUAAUGGUUUAUAUUGGAGUUUGUUCCCUUGUAGGUUCUUUGUCGGUCAUGAGUGUCAAGGCCCUUGGCAUUGCAUUGAAGUUAACGUUUUCGGGAAUGAAUCAGCUAAUAUAUCCGCAAACUUGGGUUUUCACUGUUGUUGUAAUCACGUGUGUGCUCACACAAAUGAAUUAUUUGAACAAGGCACUUGAUACAUUUAAUACAGCUGUCGUGUCUCCUAUAUACUAUGUUAUGUUCACCACACUAACCAUUUUGGCUAGUAUCAUCAUGUUUAAGGAUUGGGAUAGGCAAAAUCCAACACAGAUUGUCACAGAGAUGUGUGGGUUUGUUACUAUCCUUUCAGGAACCUUUCUUCUUCACAAAACAAAGGAUAUGGCUGAUGGUGCAAGUUUGACUAAUUCUACAUCUGUAAGGCUAUCGAAGCACACAGAAGAGGAUGGCUUUGGUGCGGAAGGCAUCCCUCUUAGGCGGCAGGACUCAUUGAGAGCACCUUGAUGCAUAUUAGGCUUGUUUCUGUAAACUUUUCUUUUGGAGAGGGAACUUUUUGACGUCGACGUUACUUUAGUGAAUCUCUCUUCCUUCUCCAUCUGUUUUUCCCCCAAAACUGUUAGAAAAUGGGGGGCAUGCUCUUUCCUCGUAUGUUCUUUAUUUUCAUUGCAAUUAGAUGUUUAGCAUGACUGCUGCCUUGGUGCCUUGUAUACAAUUUCCUCCCCAAGUUCAUACGAAAGAAAAAACUUGCCUUGUAAUUUUGAGCAGACUUGGUAUACAAAACCAAUGUACUUGGAAAACUUGAGUGGAUUUUCUUGCCAAAAUGUGAUCUGGGAUGA